Messenger RNA from Durotheca rogersii, 1492 nucleotides. RefSeq names its product Tricarboxylate/iron carrier. Gene Ontology annotation, biological process: monoatomic ion transport; mitochondrial transmembrane transport. The transcript is spliced from 5 exons. The coding region runs from base 360 to 1364 and encodes 334 amino acids. The record is from RefSeq and is a predicted model, not a curated record. Gene Ontology annotation, molecular function: monoatomic ion transmembrane transporter activity. Lineage: Eukaryota; Fungi; Ascomycota; Sordariomycetes; Xylariales; Xylariaceae. Gene Ontology annotation, cellular component: mitochondrial inner membrane.
CUUCUCGUAUUAGGUACACGAGGCAGACUACUGGAUCAGCCUAUCAACGUCUCCCCGCUUCCUUUGUCUCUCUGAGACCGAGAUCGGCACACCUAUCAAACCAGGAAGAAAAAGGAGAACAUCUCCGAAGGGGUCGUAACAAAGGAUUGAGGUCGCCCCUCUGAGCACACUCAUAUAAUUUCACAGAGGCUCCCUGGGAGGCGGGGCGCAACUAGGAGGCUUCGUUGUGUUGGCUGGUGCCACCAGCUGUCCGCUCAUUUCCGCUUCUACCCUCGCACUUGCGCAGUCUGUGGCGGAGCUGACAGGAGCGAGGAACGAGGCUUCGAACGAGUCAUCCCUCCGUCGCUCUUCCUCCCGCCAUGUCCGCCUCCCUCCCGGGCAAUCGCGAGCUGCCCGAGUCCCAGUACGACCUAAACACAUAUUGGGGCCGUGUGAGGCAGACGACGACCAUCACGGAUCCCAGGACCCUCUUUACUGGACAGCAUGGCCUCGAACAGGCGAAGCAGCUGCUGGUGGCGUACAAGAAGGGCGACAUCAAGGAUAUGACACCCGAGCUGUGGAAGGCUAAGAAGAUCGUUGACUCUACACUACAUCCCGACACUGGAGAGCCCGUCCUCCUACCCUUCCGCAUGUCCUGUUUCGCGCUGUCGAAUCUGGUCGUCACGGCCGGGAUGCUCACGCCGGGCUUAGGGACCACCGGCACCAUCCUCUGGCAGAUCGCGAACCAGUCGCUCAAUGUGGCCAUCAACUACGCGAACGCGAACAAGUCGACGCCGCUAUCGACGGCCAAGAUCGCGCAGUCCUACUCCCUCGCCGUCGGCGCGUCCUGCUCCGUCGCCGUGGGCCUGAACGCGCUCGUGCCGCGGCUGAAGCGGUUCUCGCCGUCGGCGCGGCUCGUGCUCGGGCGGCUCGUGCCCUUUGUCGCGGUCGCGUCAGCCGGCGCGCUCAACGUCUUCCUCAUGCGAGGCGAGGAGAUGCGCACGGGGAUCGACGUGUUCCCCGUGCGCUCGCAGUCCCCCGGCGGGGACGAGGGCGAGAGCGCCCAGAGCCUCGGCAAGAGCCGGCAAGCAGCGACGCUCGCGGUCGCCGAGACGGCCGUGAGCCGCGUGCUCAACAGCAGCCCCAUCAUGGUCGUGCCGCCGCUGCUCCUCGUGCGCCUGCAGCGCACCGCCUGGCUGCGCGCCAACCCCCGCUACGUCCUGCCCGUCAACCUCGGCCUCAUCCUCGGCAUGAGCUUCCUCGCCCUGCCGUUCGCGCUCGCCGCGUUCCCCCAGCGUCAGCGUGUGCGCGCCGACCGUCUCGAGGAGGAGUUCCACGGCCGCGGCGGCGACGAGGGGAUGGUUGUGUUUAAUCGCGGGAUCUGAGGAGGGGCGAGGUGCCGAGUCGGCCGGCAGUGUCGUAACCGAGAGUGUAAGUUACCUAGGUCAGCUCUCGAGGACCAGCGCCAGCCGUAGUGGUAGUCAUAGUAGUAGCAGUAGCAGCGGCACCGUUU